AGAUGUCCAGCACUUACUGUCAGCCGACUCGUUGAAACAUUACCGAACACAUGUGUGACGUCACAGGUGGACAUCAAUGCAAGAUGCUCGUUCUCAUGCCCACAGGGAUACCAGCUGCAAGGUCCUUCUUAUAAGAAUUGCGAGUCUAGUGGUCAGUGGACGGACAAUAGGACUGUUUCAUGUAUAGGUAAGAUUAUGGUGAAACACAAUAUGACUGGUCCUGACAGACACCAAAAAUUAGUAGAGGUCAUGUCCCUAGCGACUCAUGAAUACAAAUGCGUGUUAUCGUCUACUGCUCUCCUAGUAAGAAUCACCCUUCUCUAACAAGGCAGAUAGUACUUCAGAUAUGUACGACAGAAGUAGUUUAGAAGUGUUAUUAUGUGGGUUUUAAUUAACUCAAACACUUACAAUUGGCUAUGAUCGAAGAUGAACCAAACUUAUGUCUUACUUAAACCUUAUCGCUCAUAUUUUUUUCUUUUUUUUUUUUUAUGAGAAGAAAGAAGAUCUAAUGCUAAGAGGGUAUUUCUGUUUUUCAGUUAAGAAAUCUCUUGCUGAUAUUUUUUUUUUCAGACAUUAAUGAGUGUGCUGUAUCUAAGGGUGGCUGCAGUCACAAAUGUGUGAAUACUGCGGGAGGAUACAAAUGUGAAUGUCCUGAUCCUGAACUGAACUUAUCAUCUGACAAUAAGACAUGCUACGGUAACUAUCAUACAACAAAACAAUUUCCUGUCUAUAUUGGGAUAGAAAAGUUCCCAUCCGAUCCUUGCAGACCCAGGGGCAGUCAGUUGUGUCAGGAAUAUAAGGCGCUCGGAGUUUUUCAAUAUCUCGUCGCGCCAUCUCUCCCGACCUGAGAUAGACAGCCCUUGGGCCUCCGGGGAUGGAACUUUGAUUCACUGACCGUUGAGUAGAAAUUCGCUUGGCUGCCACUUGCACUAAGCCCGCAGCACUCGUCAAGAAUACUUGGAGGGACUCGAAUGUUGUUAUCCACCUUAGCGAUCGGCCUCCUGUCAGUGGAUGACUUUGAUUCUCCUGGAUUUGCAUAACUCUUCACACUAUACUAAGUCUCAUGUUUUACGUAUUCUUGCGUUUCUUCUGUUCAGUUUUCAUCGGAACUUCCGCUAUUUCGUCUUCGGAUAGCAGUGAGCCCCAUUGUUGUGGUUCACUAUUGCCCAAGCAGCUUCGUUUCCAGGCAGAUAUACCAUCGAUGAACCCCGUUUCCAAGCAAACAUACCUUCGAAUCGAUUGCAUAUUGCUCGCAUCACACAAAUUUGGUCAACGCCAGCUGGUUAAGAAAAAUUAGCCGAAGGAUUUGAGGCAAUCGAAAACAGAAAAAUCAGUUUGAAUAAAUAAAAAUGGCAAUUAACUUUUUGCAAAUUGGUUGAAUGGUGUUGGAUAAUAACCAAAAAAUAACCCGCUCUAGGUCAACAAGCAGCCUCUUUUAUACUACUCUUUCAAUAAUCUUCUAGACAUACCUUUUCCUUGGUUAUCGAAAACCGCGAACAAGUCCUUUUAGUAACUCGGGAAGAAAUACAACUGUAAUGUCACUGCAAAGACUUAAAAAGCUGGAUUUCUCUGUCGCAAGCUGGUCGAUCUAUUAUUGCCUCUGGCAAACAGAAAACGUUGAUGACGCAUGCACCAUGUUUCGUAUUAAAUUUCAGACGUUAAUUCCAAUUUCCGUCUCCCCCUAAAUUAAAGGUAAAGAUGAACCUUGUUAAUACGGACACUGAAGGGACCGUAAAAAGUGUCCGUCAGUAUUAACGGGGUGUCCGUUAUGUUAAGCGGGGUCAAGUUAUUAAAGUGAAAAAGACACCUUUAAUUAAGGCAAAAUGCUAAGGAAAUAAAAGAGGACAAUGAAAGCAUCAUCAAAUUAAACAUCUCUUAUAACCUUUACUAACAAAGCCGUCUUUUUUGCGGACUAAAUCUGAGGAAACACUCAAAAAUCGCUUCUCUAUAUGUUACUUCAUCAAAACUGUCCCAUUUAUACUAUAUUUGAUGCCAAAAAAAGGGGCUAUCACAAUUUCAUCCUAUCCGGUAUUCUUUAGCACUGGAUGCUUCGACAAGCUGUCAACUGUUUUUUUUGUUUUGUUUUUUUGUUUUGUUUUUUUUUUUCCUUUAAGAAGGAAAGGUCUAUUAGAUCACACAGUUAAUAAUGAAAUGUUUGCAUUAGCGAUGUUGACCUUGUAUGAGAACCUGUUGAUUGCGCAAAUAAAGGGUCCUUUGUCCGCAUUAACGGGUGUCCGUAUUAAGUACGUUGAAUUUAGAGAAAAUGUAAGGGCUUUCCAGAAGGACAAAGAAAACUGUCCCUAAUCACGAUGUCUCCGUAUUAAGCGGGUGUCCGUAAAGGGACUGCACGCUUUUUAAAACUUACUUUACGACUACUUUCCCUUCGCGUUAUCAAGAAUUACACCAUUUAAAAACUACAAGUAUAAUAUGUACUGAAUCACAUCCUAUUGACUCAUAAAGCGUUAGGUGUUAAUGUGCAGUGUAACAGUGAAAACAUGACAAUCAUCAUCCCCAAAUCCCUUCUUCUUGGUAUGAUAAUAAUAUCCUUAAAUUACAACGAAAAACUUACAAAGCUAUAG
Messenger RNA from Porites evermanni, 2579 nucleotides. NCBI's taxonomy places the organism in Eukaryota, Metazoa, Cnidaria, Anthozoa, Scleractinia, Poritidae. The record is from the annotation of a GenBank genome assembly.